Molecule: messenger RNA, 2612 nt
Organism: Eptesicus fuscus (big brown bat)
Lineage: Eukaryota; Metazoa; Chordata; Mammalia; Chiroptera; Vespertilionidae
Product: zinc finger protein 64
Exons: 6
Coding region: 103-2145 (680 amino acids)
Biological process (GO): regulation of gene expression
Cellular component (GO): nucleus
Source: RefSeq, a predicted model, not a curated record
AAGGAAGGCGGGGGGGGUGUGGAAAAAUAAAGGAAAAGCCCUCUACCAUGUAGACCAGUGGCCCCCCACCCCAUCACCGGCCGGGACCCCCCGUCUGCGGCCAUGAACGCGACCAGCGAGGGCGAGAGCUUCCCCGGCUCCGUGCAAAUUCCUGGGGGCACAACGGUGCUGGUCGAGCUGACCCCCGACAUCCAUAUCUGUGGCAUCUGCAAGCAGCAGUUUAACAACUUGGAUGCCUUCGUAGCUCACAAGCAGAGUGGCUGCCAGCUGACCAGCACGACCGGGGCGGCCCCCAGCACUGUCCAGUUCGUAUCCGAGGAAACGGUGCCAGCCACCCAGACGCAGACCACCACCAGAACCAUCACCUCGGAGACCCAGACCAUCACAGUUUCAGCGCCCGAAUUUGUCUUUGAGCAUGGCUACCAAACGUAUCUGCCCACAGAGAGCAACGAAAACCAGACCACCACUGUCAUCUCUCUGCCCGCCAAGUCACGUGCCAAAAAGCCCUCGGCGCCCCCUGCUCAGAAGAGGCUCAACUGUUGCUACCCAGGUUGCCAAUUCAAGACUGCCUACGGCAUGAAGGACAUGGAGCGUCAUUUAAAAAUCCACACAGGAGACAAACCCCACAAGUGUGAGGUCUGUGGCAAGUGCUUCAGCCGGAAGGACAAGCUGAAGACGCACAUGCGGUGCCACACGGGCGUGAAGCCCUACAAGUGCAAGACGUGCGACUACGCCGCCGCCGACAGCAGCAGCCUCAACAAGCACCUGCGGAUCCACUCGGACGAGCGGCCCUUCAAGUGCCAGGUCUGCCCCUACGCCAGCCGCAACUCCAGCCAGCUCACCGUGCACCUCCGCUCCCACACCGGGGACGCCCCCUUCCAGUGCUGGCUCUGUAGCGCCAAGUUCAAAAUCAGCUCGGACUUGAAAAGGCACAUGCGCGUGCACUCGGGGGAGAAGCCCUUCAAGUGCGAGUUCUGCAAUGUCCGCUGCACCAUGAAGGGAAACCUCAAGUCCCACAUCCGCAUCAAGCACAGCGGGAAUAACUUCAAGUGUCCGCACUGCGACUUCCUGGGGGACAGCAAAGCCACCCUCCGGAAGCACAGCCGGCUGCACCAGGCGGAGCACCCCGAGAAGUGCGCCGAGUGCAGCUACUCCUGCUCCAGCAAGGCGGCGCUGCGCGUGCACGAGCGCAUCCACUGCACCGACCGCCCCUUCAAGUGCGGUUACUGCAGCUUCGACACCAAGCAGCCCAGCAACCUGAGCAAGCACAUGAAGAAGUUCCACGCGGACAAGGUCAAGAGCGAGGCCUCGGAGAGGAAGGACGCGGGCCGCCAGAGCAGCCGGCAGGUGGCCAAGCUGGACGCCAAGAAGACUUUCCACUGUGACAUCUGCGAAGCCUCCUUCAUGCGCGAGGACUCGCUGCGCAGCCACAAGAGGCAGCACAGUGAGUACAACGAGAACAAGAACUCGGAUGUGACCGUCCUGCAGUUUCAGAUCGACCCCAGCAAGCAGCCGGCCGCGCCCCUCGCGGUGGGGCACCUCCAGGUCCCCCUCCAGCCCAGCCCAGUGCCCCCGUUCAGUGAGGGGAGAGUCAAAAUCAUUGUGGGGCAUCAGGUGCCCCAGGCAAACACCAUCGUCCAGGCCGCGGCCGCCGCCGUGAACAUCGUGCCGUCGGCCUUGGUGGCCCAGAACGCAGAGGAGCUGCCCGCGAACAGCCGGCUGCAGAUCCUGCGCCAGGUCAAUCUCAUCGCCCCUCCCCAGCCCGCGGGGUGCCCCAGCGAGGUGGGUGCCAUGACCCAGCCCACUGUCCUGCUGACCACGCAUGACCAGACGGACGGAGCCACCCUGCACCAGACUCUCAUCCCCACGGCCCCAGGCGGCCCCCAGGAAGGCGCUGGCAACCAGACUUUUAUCACCAGCUCCGGCAUCACCUGCACCGACUUUGAAGGCCUUAACGCCCUGAUUCAGGAGGGCACGGCCGAGGUGACUGUGGUGAGCGAUGGGGGCCAGAACAUCGCCGUGGCCACCACGGCCCCACCUAUAUUCUCCUCUUCCCAGCAAGACUUACCUAAGCAGACUUACUCUAUCAUUCAAGGAGGGGCCCACCCAGCUCUGCUCUGCCCAGCGGAUUCCAUACCAGAUUAAAAAACAAAAGAGGGAAGGGGGAGCUUAAAAAAAAUAGGGGGAAAAAUGUGACAAGUCAUACAUAGAAUUCUGCAAGAGGUAUGCCCUUUAUGUUUUUAAACGUUAUUGUGAAAACACCCCCCCAUGAUAAAUUGUAAUUUUAUACUGCCCAUUAUAAUUUUUAAUGCUGUGAUAACUUUGAGACCUCCUCUUGAAUCGCAGUGUUGUAACUGUUGUAGAAUCUUCAAUGUUACCGGGAUAAUUAUGAUUAGAGCUUGGAAUUAAAUGCAUUGAGUAGUGAGUACAUGUGUCUCCAACUUCGUUUCCCAACUCUAAUAAAGGUUUUCUCCAUCUCAUUAAACUUGUGGAGUAGAUGGUACUUCCCAGCCUCUCACAUGCCAUUCUGAAACACCCCCAGAAUACAUGGCUACAAAUCUAUGGUAUGAAGGGCCAUUUUCUACAUAAUGUUACAUGGGUAUUUGACACCC